Molecule: messenger RNA, 944 nt
Organism: Coregonus sp. 'balchen'
Lineage: Eukaryota; Metazoa; Chordata; Actinopteri; Salmoniformes; Salmonidae
Source: the annotation of a GenBank genome assembly
AUGCACAUUAAGCUUCUCUGGUAUGGUAACAACUUCAUAAAGUGGUGCACCCUUAACAAUAAUAUUUCAGUGCCAGCUGUGAACUCUCUAAAGCUGCUUGAGCUAAGGAACAUCGCCUUGCAGGUGAUAUGGGCACGGGGAGAGUGUUUGCAUGUUUUUGAAAAUCUUGGCAACCUUUUUAGUCGGGAUCUAAGCUUGAACUCCCUGCAGGCUCUCCCAGAUGGAUCUCCACUUCAACUCUCUCACAUACCUCCAACCAGACAUUUUCCCAGAGAGUCUCAAAACACUUGACCUCUCUUACAAUUUCCUGGCCUCUCCUGACCCAGCGGCGUUCCAGUCUCUCAGCUAGAUCAACCUGUAUAGGAAACGAUUCCACUGUGACAGCGGCCUAGAGGACUUUCUGACAUGGCUCAACGGGACUAAAGUGACUUUUCCAGACCCUGGCGUGGUUGAAUUCAGCUGUGAUUUUCCCUCAAAUCUCCAUGGCGUCAGCCUGUUGAAUUACAGCACAGUCAUAUCGUGUGAGGAGGAUGACGAGGGGCUGGUUCAGGAGCUGAGGCUCUCGCUCUUCGUCGUCUGCUCAGCCCUCAUCGUCCUGAUCAUUGUCGGAAUGAUCGUUUUAGACCGUCUCCGUGAAUACUUCUUCAAAGUUUACAAAAAGGUGAUCGCCAGGAUCCUGGAGGGCCCUAGGAAGAAUCCUCUUGCUGAUGGGCCCCCGUACAACGCUUACUUAUGCUUCAGCAACAACGACUACAAGUGGGUAGAAACUGCCCUGUUGAAGAGGCUGGACUCUCAGUUGGCAGAGCUGCUGCUUCGAGGCCAGAAACGUCAUCCCAGGUGAAGAUCACCUGUCCAACAUCAGGGAUGCCAUAUGGGGGAGCAGGAAGACAGUGUGUAUCGUGUCUAAAGAGUUCCUUAAGGACGGCUGGUGCCUGGAGGCCUGA